Messenger RNA from Fusarium pseudograminearum CS3096, 519 nucleotides. RefSeq lists its product as uncharacterized. NCBI's taxonomy places the organism in Eukaryota, Fungi, Ascomycota, Sordariomycetes, Hypocreales, Nectriaceae. Bases 1 to 519 code for a protein of 172 amino acids. Gene Ontology annotation, biological process: L-phenylalanine catabolic process. The record is from RefSeq and is a predicted model, not a curated record. Gene Ontology annotation, molecular function: homogentisate 1,2-dioxygenase activity. The transcript has a single exon. Gene Ontology annotation, cellular component: cytoplasm.
AUGUUCCUAGUUUACCCUUACAAAUACGACCUCGGCCGAUUCUCAGUCAUUGGUAGCAUCUCUUUCGACCACCCUGACCCCUCCAUCUACACUGUCCUGACUGGGCCAUCCGAUCACCCUGGCACGGCUGUUGCGGACUUUGUGAUCUUCCCACCUCGAUGGCUUGUCCAGGAAGACACGUUUCGACCACCGUGGUACCAUCGCAAUACCAUGUCUGAGUUUAUGGGCUUGAUUUGCGGUCAAUAUGACGCUAAGACAGGUGGUGGCUUUCAACCUGCUGGGGCAAGCCUACACAACGUUAUGACAGCGCAUGGACCUGAUGCCGAUUCAUUUGAAAAGGCGAGCAACUCAGAAUUGAAGCCCAUGAAAGUCGGGGAAGGAAGCAUGGCUUUCAUGUUUGAGAGUAGCUUGAUGUUGGGGAUCACCGACUGGGGACUGGAAACGUGCAAGAAGGUCCAGGCAGACUAUAACAAGCACAGUUGGGAGGAGUUGAAAGUGCAUUUCAAAAUGCCACUUUAA